CUCAAGGACUCAAAAAUUAAAACAUCCGGUCGACAUGACAAAAUUGCAAUGAACUGUGGCAUGUCAUGAAUAACAAUCAAUUUCGCUUCACGUUCAUGUUAUUUUUGUCAGAAGAGAAGUUUAGUGGUCGUUACGUUGUCUUUUCGGGUUUUAUUAGCCAUGGUUGGGAGUGCAAAUCCUCUGCUGUUCAUUAAGGAAAGCUCCAACGCGUUAACAAAACAGUUUAAGGACGAGCAAUAUUCUCUAGACUCUUAUUCUGUUGAAAGCUUCGUCAAUGAAGAAAUUACGAUUGUCACAGAAAUUGUGGAGGAAUUUUUCCUGUACUUUGAAAGUAAAGAAUCGUUAGAUGUGAUACGCUAUAACAUGAUGUGUCUUGAAAAAAAGUUCGAAAAUAUAGAAAAUGACGCUAAAGAUAACAACUGGGAUUCCGCGAAAACAAGAAACAUGUUUCAUGAGUAUGAGAAGGAGCUAAAACGAAUUGAGAAACUGGUCAAAAAAGGUCAAGCUGAGAAUCCUAACAACAAUGACUAUAAGCAACUAGAACAUGACUACAAUGAACUGGAGAAAAAACGUCUUCACACAAAACGAUCUUGUACAAUUUUAUGAGAACUGUUAAUGGGGAAAAUGCUAAAAGGUACAAGAAUGAUUUGUAGAGGGACCAGAGACUUUGAAAGCUUUCAAGAGUUGUGGGUGUUUCAUAUACGUCAUGCCAUAACCCAAGAAAAUAGUAAAGAAAUUGUUUCAUAUUAGUCAUUUCAGUCAGUUUUUCUUCUUCUUGGAGCAGACAUUUCAAAUAUCCUCCAAAAUCCCUUUGUGGUGUUUUAUUGCAUACAAAUGACUUGCACAUUUGGCCAAUGUUUAAAUCAUUAAAAAUUUCCUGGUUCCUGCAUGGUACCUGUUCAAUAAUUUAAUAAUUUUGUAUACAAAUGUAUUUUAAACGUUCAAAAAAGAAACUAAAUUUGUGGGUUUCCUUACUAUAAGGUAAACACACACUACAAAAGUUGUGGGUGUUUGGACACCCAGACACUCACAGCUUCUCAAACCCCUGAGGGGGAAAUUUUUUUGGGACACCAUGUAUAACGAAGUGUAAUUAGUUACUGAUUAUAUAACAUAAUGAAUGUAAUGAGAGCCAUCAAUUAUUAAUCGUCUACUGAUUCUGUUGUGAAGCAGACCUGCCUUAUGAAUUAUGAGCAAAGUAAAUUACAAAGCCCAUCGAUAUUUCAUACUUCAAAAA
Molecule: messenger RNA, 1234 nt
Organism: Xenia sp. Carnegie-2017
Lineage: Eukaryota; Metazoa; Cnidaria; Anthozoa; Malacalcyonacea; Xeniidae
Exons: 5
Coding region: 160-606 (148 amino acids)
Source: RefSeq, a predicted model, not a curated record